Anarrhichthys ocellatus (wolf-eel) is the source of this 2015-nucleotide messenger RNA. Its product is annotated as vegetative cell wall protein gp1-like. The record is from RefSeq and is a predicted model, not a curated record. Bases 136 to 489 code for a protein of 117 amino acids. The transcript is spliced from 4 exons. NCBI's taxonomy places the organism in Eukaryota, Metazoa, Chordata, Actinopteri, Perciformes, Anarhichadidae.
UGUGGAUGAGACGAAGUGUCGAUGUUGAUAAACUUGGUGGAGAGAAACGCACUGUUUUCUUUGUGUCCCGUCCUGCUCCACUCCGGUCAAGGGCUGUUGUCAUUUUUUUCAAUAAGAGAGAUUUAAGGACUGAAAAUGGCCACCGCUCCUUCACCACCACCACAACCACCAACACCUCCUAAACCCUGUGGGAAACAGCCUCGUAGUAUUUGUCCACCGCUCCCUGAGCGUGCUGCACUACCAUUUUCCUCCAGCCUUCCGGUCCAAGAGACAAGUCCCUCACCAAUGACUGUACAUGAUGCAGAGGAUGCAGCGCCGCUCCUAGUUCAAAAUGGCCCUCAGUCUCCUCCUUCAGAAGGACAAGAAGACGGUCUGUGUGGUGGUAAAGAGAAUAACCGACCAGUGCAGGAAACUGACCCUGCACCGCAGAUGACUGAGCAGCGAGGUGAAAAAGCCCAUCAGACAGACCAGGCCGACGAGGACCAAUAGACCUGAAGCUCUUUAGUUACUUAAAAACAAGGAUCUACAUUCGCCAGUACUAGAAAAGGCUGUUCUGAACUGCACUGAAACACUGUUACAUGGUACACUUGACUGAGCACAUCGCUUUAUGUUCAGGCCAAAGAUGUUUGAAUGUUACCUAAGCUGAAUUUAUAAUGUCGUGCUUUGCUUUUAGUAAUGCAAAUUCUAGUUAUAUACCUUUAUUGUGCCUUUGAGAAACUCUAAAGCCUUAAAAUAUAUGUUUUAGUGACGUAACCAUAAAAAUCUAAAAUUAGCUUUUUGCAAAGAACUCCUAAAACUAUACACUAUAAGGGCUGGGUAAAAGCACAUUGAGUGUAUAUUGUUGCAGCUAUGUCCUCAUAAUCCGACGGUGAAAACAGUUCUAUUUCCUGUUUCUGUCGUUUUUACAACCUGAGCUACAAACUGGGGAGAAAACGGAGAGUUUAAAAGACACCGAGCACUUACCCGGGACGGAUAUGCUUUGUUUAAAUUAAAGGUGCAAUAUACAAGAUUACGUCUCUCAACAUGGCGACGGCUGAGCCAGCGGCUCUCAGCUAACAGUUCUAACACAAGCCCCCAGGCAGGGUGCUGGGCUUUGAAGCUAACUCUACAUAGUGGCCAAACCUCCGGGUCCGUCGCGUGAUGUCACGGGGCCCAAAAAUAAGUUUUCCCAUAGACUUACGUUGGCAUAAAGACGAUUGUAACUCGGCGUGAGGUGAACACUUAACUGUGCUUAUUUUAUCCAUUAGGCCCCAAAAGUUGUAAAAUUAACAUACUGGCCAAAUCCAGGGUUAUUUUCCUUCCUUUGUUCAUGUGAACGAGGCUGAAUCCCGUAUGUUGCACCUUUAUGGUAAAUGUAGGAUCAAGCGUUUUUGGAGUUUGACCUAUACGUCUCUAUUUAAGUCUAUUUUAAGUUCCCCACUGGUAUGGAAUUGUGUGCAAUACUAAACUGUGGGAAGACUUCUUUAUUCACAGUAUACUCUCAAACCUUAAGAGCACUUGAAUUGAAUAUAUACUGUAAUUACAUUGCUUUUAAUUUUUUUUUUGUAUUAUUUAAUUUGUAUUUAAAUGCGUUUUUGGUGUUCAAAUGUUUAUUUGGAGCUAAUUUUGUUUCUGUCACGUUCCAAAGUGUUUCAUGAAUUGCACUCAAUCGUGCUUUGAACUCAAACAAUUUCUUCCAUCGAGGAAAGCUUGAAUACGUUGCUGUUAAGGCUUUAUAAUCCCUAUAUGAAGGAUGUAACAGAGCGUACAGCUAAGAUAGCUUAGCUAAAUGCUAACGUCAGCAUGCUCACAAUGACAAUAAUAACACAGUGAAGUAUAAUGUUCACCAUCUCAGUUUAGUGUGCUUUAGUGAACAUUUGCUUAUCAGUCAACAAUCCCACAUAAUAAUGUAACAGUUUAUAAUAACGCUGCACAUGUUACAGGAAGUCUCCUGGCAUCUGCUCAUUGUUACAUUGUGCAACUAAAGAGACAUUUCCUUAUUUGGUCGGUGAAAAUAAAGACAUGGCACACAGCAA